UGUAGAAGGCGAAAUUUUACAUACAUACUAUUUUCGAUAUCUCUACCCUGAUCUACCUACUAUAAAUAAUCAAAUGUCCUUAGACCAAAUGUUUUCUGUCCAAUAUCUAUCUGUCCAAUUGUCGUGCCACUUAAAUCAUAUUUUUACUUUUGAAUGUCGUUGUCAUGGUGAUGCGUUUCUCCUUAUCUAUGUAUUUGUAAACCUAAUUUUAAACAAAAAUGUCAGAUUCUGAUUCGCAAAAAUAUCUAACAAUAAGAAAUGAAAUAGAUGUAUUUGUAUUAGCUCGUAAACAAUUAGAAGAACGGCGAAAAAUUGACGAGGAACAAGAACAACGUUGGGCAAUUGUUGCUAGAAAGAAAAUGAAUCAAGGCUCGGGGAACGAAAAACAAGAUUUGAAUAAUACAAAAUCAAUAGCAGGUUUAGAUGAUUCUACUUUAAUAUUCUGUGGAGCACCAAAUUCAGGUAAAUCAACGUUAUUAUCUCGUUUUAUUGAAUUUGGCGGUGCUCCUUCAACAUCAUUUCGUCAACAACCUACUGAAAAAAGUAUUGCUCUUGAAUAUAAAUUUGUUAACAAAAUACUAAGAGGAAGUAGUCGUCAGUUAGUUCAUUGCUGGGAAUUGGCUGGUGGUGGUUCAAUGACCAAUUUGUUAGAAAUCCCUUUUAAUCAACCUUCUAGGAUCGCUUCUAUAUUGCUUUUUGUUGAUUUGACAAUGCCUGAACAAUUGCAACAAAUAACUGAUCCAAUUAUGACAUUUUGUCGGAAGCAAGUUGAGAAAUGGAUGAUAACAGAUAUAGAGCCCCAACAAAUAAAAGAAGAGUCGAAAAUUAUAAAGCCUCUUGGUAUUCCAUUAGUACUUAAUUUUGAAAGCGAACGCAAAAGAUUAACUUAUCGUUCAAUCAGACAGUUUGCACAUAUUAAUGGAGCGUCAAUAAUUACAUUUAGUGCACGAAUAGAUUCUUUAAUGCAAAAGGCACUUUUAUUGCUUUCAAAUGCAGUUUUAGAUGUGCCUUUCCCAAGAACAUUUGCAACUGAUCCUCAACAGCCUCUUUUUGUAUUACCAUAUGGAAUUGACUCUUUUGAGAAAAUUGACCCUUCAGAAGAAUCUUUAAUUAAUUCUAUAAGUUCAUAUAGUGAAGCUAUGUUUAAUUAUAUACAAUCAUUAAAUUCUGCUUUCCCUCAACUACAGCAACAAAUUGAUGAUGCUGGAGGAGGUGAGCGAGAUAGACGACAACAAUUCGAUGAACCUAGAAUUGAUGCAUUUGUAGAGGAAAGAAUGAGGAAAUUAGAAUUGCAUGUUAGAGAAUUGCAAGAUAGGUUAAAAACAGAGAAAAACUUGGAAAAUCGACAAAAUAUUUAA
This is a messenger RNA of Meloidogyne enterolobii, 1358 nucleotides long. The record is from the annotation of a GenBank genome assembly. NCBI's taxonomy places the organism in Eukaryota, Metazoa, Nematoda, Chromadorea, Rhabditida, Meloidogynidae.